AUGGAGCAAAUGAUGGUUGUGGCAAAAGGACAAGAGCUCAAAUAUCAUGGCGGGACUAUACACUAUGUCAAGAGCAUUGAUCUUUCAGCAAAUAACCUAGUUGGUGGAAUUCCUGAAGAGAUAACAAGCCUUGUUGCCCUUGGUACCUUAAAUUUUUCAAUGAAUGAUUUGUCUGGAUGCAUCCCGGAUAAUAUUGGAAACCUGCGGUGGUUGGAAACCUUAGAUGUUUCAGACAACAAUCUAUCGGGACUGAUUCCUCAAAGUUUUUCUUCAUUAACAUCUUUGGCUCAUUUGAAUCUUUCUUACAACAACUUGGUAGGAAAAAUUCCCUCUGGAUAUCAGCUCCAAACACUCGAUGAUCCAUCCAUUUAUGAAGGUAACCCUUUGUUGUGCGGACUACCUCUUCCAACCAAGUGCCCUGGUGAUGAUACAUCUAAUGUGUCUCCUCCUAGUGGAGGAGGUCUGGAUGACGAUGACAAUGAAAAUGAUCUUGACAUGGCAUGGUUCUAUAUUAGCAUGGGACCCGGAUUUGUUGUUGGAUUUUGGGUUGUUUUUGGUACUUUAUUGAUAAAGAAGUCAUGGAGGCAUGUCUACUUUCAGUUCUUGGAGAACAUGAUUGAAAGCAUAGCUCUUAAGAUUGCAUUGGGAGUGGCUCGUUUGGGAAGAAGAAGGGCUUAG
Molecule: messenger RNA, 678 nt
Organism: Cornus florida
Lineage: Eukaryota; Viridiplantae; Streptophyta; Magnoliopsida; Cornales; Cornaceae
Product: receptor-like protein EIX2
Exons: 1
Coding region: 1-678 (225 amino acids)
Molecular function (GO): protein binding
Source: RefSeq, a predicted model, not a curated record